Molecule: messenger RNA, 681 nt
Organism: Microdochium trichocladiopsis
Lineage: Eukaryota; Fungi; Ascomycota; Sordariomycetes; Xylariales; Microdochiaceae
Product: tyrosine phosphatase-like protein
Exons: 2
Coding region: 1-681 (226 amino acids)
Biological process (GO): very long-chain fatty acid biosynthetic process; fatty acid elongation; sphingolipid biosynthetic process
Cellular component (GO): endoplasmic reticulum membrane
Molecular function (GO): 3-hydroxyacyl-CoA dehydratase activity
Source: RefSeq, a predicted model, not a curated record
AUGGCAGACACAAAGAAGGCCCCGCGGCCCGCCUCGUCGCCGCUCAAGAACGGCUACCUGGUGCUGUACAACGCCGUGUCCGCGGGUCUCUGGCUCACCGUGCUCUCGCGCGUCAUCGCCACGAACCUCUUGUCGGCCAACGGCGCGGCCGACGUGUGCCCGACGACGGGGGAGCUGUGCAAGUGGGUGCAGACCCUGGCGGGGAUGGAGGUGCUGCACUCGCUGCUGGGCAUCGUGCGCGCCCCCUUUGUCACGACCUUUAUGCAGGUCUUUUCGCGGUACGCCAUCGUCUGGGGCGUCACCGACCUCUUCCCAAACGACCCGGCCAUCGGCAGGUCCCCCGUCUACUCGUCCAUGCUGGUCGCCUGGGGCGUCACUGAGGUCGUCCGGUACAGCUACUUUGCCCUCACGCUGAGCGGGUUCGAGCCCAAGUUCCUCCACUGGAUGCGGUACCACGGCUUCUUCGUGCUCUACCCACUCGGCAUCUCGAGCGAGGCCUGGCUCAUCUGGAAGAGCGUGGGCCCGGCUGAGCAGGCCGUCGGCGAGUGGUACUCGUGGCUGCUGCUCGCGUACGUGGUCGGCGUCUAUCCGCCUUCGGCCUACAUCCUCUACACGCACAUGAUGGCCCAGCGCCGAAAGGUUAUGCGCGCCCUCAAGGCAAACAGCGGCAAGGCGCAAUAG